UCCGCUGCGCAAGGCCGCGCGGGGCGGCUCGCGGGAGCCCGGCGCAGUCGGGAAGCCGGCGGGCCGCGCGGCCGGAUGAAGGGCGCGAUGGAGCCGGAGCCCGAGGUGCUGCUGCAGGAAGCCCGCGAGAACGUGGAGGCGGCGCAGAGCUACCGGCGGGAGCUGGGCCAGCGGCUGCAGGGGCUGCGGGAGGCGCAGAGGCAGAUAAAGGAGAGUGCUUCACAGACAAGAGAUGUCCUCAAACAGCAUUUUAGUGAUUUGAAAGGAACCCUUGGGAAGCUGUUGGAUGAGCGGUUGGUGACCCUCUUGCAGGAGGUGGACAAUAUUGAACAGGAGACCAUCAAACCACUGGAUGACUGCCAGAAGCUCAUAGAGCACGGGGUUAACACCGCGGAGGACCUGGUCCGAGAAGGUGAGAUCGCGAUUCUUGGUGGUAUAGAAGAACAGAACGAUAAAUUGUGGAACUUUACCAAAAAGGCCUCACACAUUCAGUUGGACAGCUUACCAGAAGUGCCUCUGCUGGUUGAUGUGCCCUGUUUGUCGGCUCAGCUGGAUGAUUCUAUUUUGAACAUAGUGAAAGACCACAUUUUCAAGCACGGAGCCGUGGCUUCCCGCCCCCCAGUGCAGAUUGAAGAGCUGAUAGAGAAACCUGGAGGGAUCAUAGUGCGAUGGUGUAAGGUGGAUGAUGACUUUAUAGCCCAAGAUUAUAGGCUCCAGUUCCGUAAAUGUACUGCAAAUCAUUUUGAAGAUGUGUAUGUAGGUUCUGAAACUGAAUUCAUAGUGUUGCAAAUAGACCCCAACGUUGAUUAUCAGUUCAGAGUCUGCGCCCGAGGAGACGGCCGGCAGGAGUGGAGUCCUUGGAGUGUUCCCCAGACGGGGCACUCCACACUGGUGCCUCAUGAGUGGACAACUGGGUUUGAGGGCUACAGCCUGAGCAGCCGAAGGAAUAUAGCCCUCCGGAAUGAUGCUGAGUCCUCGGGUGUCCUCUACUCCAGUGCCCCCACCUACUUCUGUGGGCAGACGCUAACAUUCAGAGUUGAAACGGUAGGACAGCCAGACAGAAGAGACAGUAUAGGAGUGUGUGCAGAAAAGCAGAAUGGCUGUGACUCUCUGCAGCGGGACCAGGCCGUGUGCAUCAGCACAAAUGGUGCAGUUUUUGUCAAUGGAAAAGAAAUGACUAAUCAGUUGCCUGCAGUUACCUCUGGAUCCACUGUCACAUUUGACAUCGAAGCUGUGACUCUAGGAACUGCUAAUAACAGUGAAGGUGGAAGCGUCAAGCUCCGGGUGACCAUCAGCUCCAGUAACCGGGAGGUGGUAUUCGACUGGCUGCUGGACCAGUCUUGUGGCUCUCUUUACUUCGGAUGCUCGUUUUUCAACCCUGGAUGGAAAGUGCUGGUGUUUUAGCGUUGUGAGGGCUUGGCUUUGGUUUGAGGGUUUGCUGUUUCUGUCCUCGGCCUAGUUUAGUUAUAUCUGAUUUUGAAAAGGUGAACUUAACCUCUUGGGCCACCAGAAAUGGAAAGUGUUCGCCUUUAAAUAUUUCAGUAAGAAGUAAGCUAAAUGGGGUGGACAAAACCAAAGUUCAGUUUUGUUUUUAGCAUAAAUAUCAAACUAGCUUUAAAAGUCUGGAUACUCUUCGCCGCUGUUCUUCCUAAAGUUGGUUGUUAAAAUAGAAAAAUGUCACAUUAUUAAGUCUUCAUCAAGGUCAAAGGCCAGAGGCAAACAACAGAAAGACAGCUGGAAGCCAGGGCUCUGUGGGACUGGGCAGGCAUUAGUUAUUGCUUCUCCUCACUCCCACGCCCUGAGUGUGUGACUUUGCUCCUGUGUUCAGUGAUCUCUGGGGCUGGAAAGCCCAGUGGAUUCUGCAUUUUCACAGUACCUGAGCAAGUGUCUGUCGUAGCCAAUGUUAGCAUCUUUUCUCCUCCCUGAAAGCGUGGCACAAGACAGAACAGAGGAGGGCCUGUGGUUCCUCACGGUGAAGCUACUUACGGAAAUACACAGCAGUGUUAGCUCAUAUGUGCGUAGCCUGCACCAGGUGCACCCCGUCUCAGCCAGGCCCGAGGGGCUGUGCGGAGUGUUCAAGUCCAGGGUAAUGUCAGGUUAAGCAGUGGUCUUUUAGUGGACCAAAGAAUAAAGGGUAAAUACUUGACCUAUUUUUUUAAAGCUUAAAUUUGUGUAAAAUAUUUAUUUGACUUAAUAUGUAAAAAAUUGUGGUCUUAACUUGUUAUACCAGCGUACAGAUAAUCUUUAAUGUGAAUUUUUUUUGUUUGUUUUUACCAGUAGUAAAAAAGUGGAAAAGCAAGUGUGAUAUUUUUGUAAGAUAAUUUAUUUGGGGAUUCACGUUCCCUUUUUGACAAUCAUGACUUUCCUCCCUUUUUUAUGUAUAACUGGGUGUCCUUUCUCGAAUGUUGGCAGGAUGUUCUGGAGUAUAGGUGCCUUAUCCAGCCUUCUGAAACAAAAUAAAAAAUGAAAAGUUAACAGUGUAUAUGCUGUGGGUUUUGUGAGCAUAAUGAAUCUAAUUUUAAUUCGCUCUUUGUUAGAAAAUUUAGAAAGUGUGUAUUGUAGUUGCAGGCAUUUUUGUUAGAUGUUAUUAUAACUUGUAAAAGACUGCUUCCAUAUGCUAACCUUCUGUAUCAUCUCACACCGAGCACAGUGCCUUACACGUAAUGUGUGCAUAAUAAAAUGUGAAUUGAAUGAA
Meriones unguiculatus (Mongolian gerbil) is the source of this 2695-nucleotide messenger RNA. RefSeq names its product cytokine receptor like factor 3 (gene Crlf3). The transcript is spliced from 8 exons. Bases 76 to 1404 code for a protein of 442 amino acids. Gene Ontology annotation, molecular function: protein binding. The record is from RefSeq and is a predicted model, not a curated record. NCBI's taxonomy places the organism in Eukaryota, Metazoa, Chordata, Mammalia, Rodentia, Muridae.